Messenger RNA from Arachis duranensis, 1374 nucleotides. RefSeq lists its product as uncharacterized. The transcript has a single exon. Bases 1 to 1374 code for a protein of 457 amino acids. Lineage: Eukaryota; Viridiplantae; Streptophyta; Magnoliopsida; Fabales; Fabaceae. The record is from RefSeq and is a predicted model, not a curated record.
AUGGCUGAAAAUGGAGCUCAAUCCUUCAACCAAGCCGAGCUGCUAGCCCAGAUGGCCGAACUCCAGGCGGAAGUCCAUAGGCUAGCCAAGAUCUCCACACAGAAUAACACAGGCAAACAUGAGGAGAGUAGCUCCAAGAACGCGGCCUUGGGAAACUCAGACCCCUUAAGCAUCACCCCACCAAAGGAGAAGUUGACGCUAGACAACCCCUUCUCUGAAGAAAUCACGAACUUCAAGAUGCCUAAGAAUUUCAUUCUGCCUAACUCCCUGGAACCUUACAAGGGGAUUGGUGACCCCCGAUCUCACGUUAAAAAAUUCCAAUCCAUGAUGUUCUUUAACGGCCCUAAUAAUGAACCUAUAUUAUGUCGUUCUUUUCCUACUUACCUUAAUGGUGCUGCUUUAUUGUGGUUUUCUAAAUUUUCUGCAGGAUCAAUUUCAUGUUUCGAGAAUUUGGCGAGGUCUUUUAUUGACUACUUCGCCGCCUUCAGGAUCUAUGUCCACGGCUCAGAUUACCUCGGGACAAUCAAACAGGGACAACAUGAGAGCUUGAAGGAUUACUUAAUCCGGUUCGCUGAUGCUACCAUGGAGAUUCCGGACUUGGACCCUAACAUCCACCUACACGCACUCAAGGCCGGACUCAGGCCUGGGAAGUUUAGAGAAACAAUAGCAAUAACCAAACCCAAAAUAUUGGAAAAAUUCCGAGAAAGAGUUGCAGGCCAAAUAGAGAUUGAGGAAUUGCGAGAAGCACAAAAGACGGACAAACAGCCGACCAGAAAGGAGGACGAAAAGACAUUCAGACCACCGAGCAGGAAAGAUCAGAAGAAACCCUUCAAGCUCACUCCAAAGUUCGAUACCUACAUCAGAUUCAACACAAAAAGGGAGAAUAUAAUCAAGGAGAUCCUCAACGCCAAAAUAGUCAAACCUCCCGCCAGAGCUGGAAGCUAUCAAGAUCAACAGUUUGUAGAUAGAAGCAAGCAUUGUGCCUUCCAUCAGAAGUAUGGACAUACAACGGACGAAUGUGUGAUAGCCAAGGACCUAUUAGAAAGAUUAGCUCGGCAGGGCCUCUUAGAAAAAUAUGUCGAAGGUCGAAAAAGCAGAAAAACCAAGAAAGAGUCAGAGGAGCGGUCAACAGAGAGAAAAAAAGGAAAAUGGACAACAACAGAUCCUCCCAGGGGAAUCAUAAACUGCAUAUCAGGAGGAUAUGCAGGAGGAGGCGAAACAAGCUCGGCCCAAAAGAGGAGCUACCGAGCAAUGCUGGCAAUCGAAAGAACAAAUCUUACAACAAAGCACAAGAUGACAAAGCCAGAGAUAACCUUCUGCCAGGACGACCUAACAGGCCCAAACCUUGAUGACCUAGUCGUGAUCUCCAUCUAG